Messenger RNA from Trematomus bernacchii (emerald rockcod), 3516 nucleotides. It is a transcript of the gene fbxo28, whose product is annotated as F-box protein 28. The transcript is spliced from 5 exons. Gene Ontology annotation, biological process: protein polyubiquitination. Bases 20 to 1144 code for a protein of 374 amino acids. The record is from RefSeq and is a predicted model, not a curated record. Gene Ontology annotation, molecular function: protein binding. Lineage: Eukaryota; Metazoa; Chordata; Actinopteri; Perciformes; Nototheniidae.
UCCUCCUUCGCAGAGCAAGAUGGCGGCCGUCGUAGAGAGAGUUGAUGGAUAUGUUGGGUCCUUGGACUCAGACUCGGGGUCCCCGAGACAGUGCAGCCCUCCCCCGGAGCAGCCGCACCAGAACAACCCGCUGCUCGGGCUGCCCAUCGUGGCCAUAGAGAACAUCCUCCACUUCCUGUCUUACGACGAGAUCAGCCUGCUGCGCGCGGUGUGUAAGCGCAUGGACAUGAUCUGCCAGCGGAUCCUGAACCAGGGCUUCCUGAAGGUGGAGCGCUACCACAGCCUGUGCCAGAGGCAGGUGAAGGCCCAGCUGCCCAGGCGAGAGUCUGAGAGGAGGAAUCAUUCUCUGGCCCGUCACGCAGACAUCCUGGCUGCCGUGGAGACGCGCCUGUCUCUGCUCAACAUGACUUUCAUGAAAUACGUGGACUCCAACCUCUGCUGCUUCAUCCCUGGAAAGGUAAUAGAUGAGAUUUACCGCGUGCUGCGCUACGUGAACUCCACUCGAGCCCCCCAGCGGGCUCAUGAGGUCCUGCAGGAGUUGAGGGAUAUCUCCUCCAUGGCCAUGGAGUACUUUGAUGAGAAGAUCGUCCCAAUCCUGAAGAAGAAGCUGCCGGGGGCCGACCUGUCCGGGCGCCUCAUUGGCUCCACACCAGUGGCCGGACCCUCCACCUCUCUGACCACCAUGUCCCUGCUGGCCAAGAACACGCCGUCGCGCUCUGAGAUGACCAAGGUGCAGCACCAGGUGAAGGUGAACGGGACGUCCAUGACGGUGCUGCGGCGGGAGAUGACGGAGAUCCGGGUGAAGCAGCUGGAGCAGCAGAAGCAGCUGCAGGACCAGGAGCAGAAGCUGCAGGAGCAGACGCAGGUGAUCGGGGAGCAGAGCGCCCGGCUGGCCGAGCAGGAGCACAAGCUCCGCGAGCUGAUGGACAGCAGUGCUGCUGCCAUGGGGGGGGCGGCCCCCUCCACCUCCAGCAGCGCCGCCGUGUCCUCUGCUGCGGCUGCCACGUCUGCUGGGGGGUCGGCAAGUAGCAGUGGGGCCUCUCUAUCCACAGGGCAGGAGGGCGAGGGGGGGGCAUCGCUCAAACGCAGCAGAAAGAGCUCAGAGCGCCCCCGACAGUCCAAACGGCUGCGCAGCAAGAAAUAACACUGACUGAUCACACCUCUCCCCAAUCCCUCGCGUCACCCCCCCCCCCCACCAACACAUGACCUGUUCUGUCCGUGAGAGGAGUUGGGAGUAUCGCUCUUCGCUUUACCCCCCCACUAAUAGGCAGGUGGCCUUUGCAGCUUAGACUAUUUAUUGAAGGUUACAUUAAAAUGACUGUAUAGCUUUUUAAUGUAGAAGCUUUUAUAAGAGGCCUAUAUGUUUGCAAAAAUGUGGCAUGGCUUAACAGGAACUCAGAUGGUCGGUAUUUUUGGUUCACAUUGUACAUGUUAUUAAUGUAGUUUCUGAAAUAAAAUCUACCAAGAGAUAUUAUUUUGGAAACCUGCACAAUUAAAUAGGAUAUCAGAAUACAAUUACGGACUCAUAACAGUCCUUACAUCUCAAGUUUAAUUACCACAACCUACAAAAUAAACCAAAUGAAUGUUGCAUGUUUUGGGUUAUCAAUUAGCUCCUCUCCAUUGCCACAUGGGCAGGAGCUAUAAAUCCAUAGACACUUUUUAUAUUCACAUCAGCUCCUUCCUAGCUGUGGCUAAGUUGCAGUGGCUCGGGUGGUUGGCUGCUCAGACCCUUUAAUUUCAGUCUGGUCCAUUUUUGAAUCACCAAAAAAAGAAAGGCUGGGUCAGAGUCAGCUGUUGAAAAAAGUGAUUUGUUGCCUGGUGUUCAUACUUUUGUUUUAUUCAUGGAUAAAACAUGAUGUGCAUCUGUUCCUUUAUGAUCAUACUAGUGCUUCACGCAGCCUAUUUAAUACAAAUAAUACACGGACAUCAUUUCACUGCAGAACGUUCUGCUCCUGGAAACAUAUUUGAAUAUCGCCAAACAUAUUUUUCAAAAUAAGAGAAAUAGUAGUUAAACAAUCGUGCAUUAUUUCAUACAUUGACAUUUUCAGUCUGAAAACUCACUAUACUCUCACUUCAGCAGAGUCUGAUAAGAUGAAUUGCUUUUGGAGUUUCUAGAAACAGUAACUAUGUUGGAAGUCAGCACCGUACUGCACACUACAUACUGAGUUAACCAGUAUGCUAUCACCAGCUGUCUGCUUGAUUGAUAGUUUACACUGAAGUAUCAAGCAAUAUGUUUUCUCUGCAUAACAGACUGCAUGGCUAACAUGACUGUUUAGAUCACAUGACCGCAGGUCCACAUCACUUUAGCUUACAUGACCAUCGAUUGUAAUGUCACUGGUCCGUGCCACCAUGGAAUGAAAAUUGAAACAAUUAUUGUUUAAUACUGUAGCUCUUAAUUGUACCAUCAACCAUCAUGCCUGAUUAUUUUUAUCCAACAGUGCAAUAAUUAUCUGCCUGCAGUCUGAAGAGCCGCAAUGCAUUGUGGGGCAGUUGAUUAUGUUGUGUAAGCUCUCUUCUCAUGUUCUGAUAUUGGUGUUAAUCUAGUACACAUUCAGGCAUUUGUCACAAAAACAUAGCCACAUGCUAAAGCAUCUGGAGCACACUACAUACUCAACAUGACAUCACUUAGUGAGCAGGAUGUUGAUAAGCAGUAAUGCUUUACAGAAACAGCUGUGGCAUGAUUUAGACUCACAGACUGGCUAAUUAUUUGUAGUAGAUGGGUGGAAUCACACAGCAUGGUCCUAAAGGAAAUGAUGCAAAAUAAAAGAAGUCUACUGUACAUGUGAUGGCAUUCUAAGGGUCUGUUCAUCCAAAUGAUACAUCUUCUCACUUCCUCUGUCAAGCUUGGGUUUUUCUGGUCCAUGUGUAGAGAUAUGUCUCUAAGACAUCUGCCCCAAUCCCAAAACAAGGAAGGAAAGCUAACAUGCCUGGACAGAGGGAAGUUAUAAAUGAUAUUUUUAACCCUUGAAAGUUUGUCAAUUUUUUUUCUUUUAAAUGUUGCGACUUACUUUGACAGUGAGGUUAAGAUGGUCCCUUUCUGAUGAGGUAACUAUGAUGAUUGUGAGCGGUCUGCAGUGACAGAAGGGGAGGGGGGGGGGGGGGAGGACUGCUGGCCCCCCGCCCCACCUCUUGCCUUGUGAGGCUAGGUUAGCUCUGAGCCCAUAUUGUGGCUGCACUUUUGUUCUCUCUGUGUGGAGCUCUUCUGUUGUGUGGAGAACAUGAACAUUUGGUAAAGAAACUUUGGAGAUGCAGUUCAUGUCCUUGUGAACACUAGCGUCUAUUACAAUGUCACUGGGCAGAAACACAUAAUUUAGUGGCUUAAUUUGAGACUGCGUCUCAGUUUAGAAAACUGUACUGUAAUUUCCAUGUACUUUAAGUCUAGAUUGUGAAUUAUUUCAUGUAUGUAUGCCAAGAAAACUAUCCUUUGAGUUGGCUAACAUGGGGCUAACUGCAGUUUUGUUUUCACACAUUGCUGUUACAAAUGUACACAUCAAACCUAUUAAAAACUCAACAUGA